Ceratotherium simum simum (southern white rhinoceros) is the source of this 247-nucleotide messenger RNA. Lineage: Eukaryota; Metazoa; Chordata; Mammalia; Perissodactyla; Rhinocerotidae. The record is from RefSeq and is a predicted model, not a curated record.
GGCGUCCGGGCGGCGGGCUCGGGCGGCGGCGGCGGCUCGGCGGAGCAGCUGGACGCGAUGGUGAAGAAGGACAAGGUGGUGGUCUUCCUCAAGGGGACCCCGGAGCAGCCCCAGUGCGGCUUCAGCAACGCCGUGGUGCAGAUCCUGCGGCUGCACGGCGUCCGCGACUACGCGGCCUACAACGUGCUGGACGACCCCCAGCUCCGGCAAGGUCAGGGCCGCGGGGGGCGGGGCCCGGGGUGCAGGG